This is a messenger RNA of Ictalurus furcatus (blue catfish), 2725 nucleotides long. RefSeq lists its product as uncharacterized. Lineage: Eukaryota; Metazoa; Chordata; Actinopteri; Siluriformes; Ictaluridae. Bases 972 to 2390 code for a protein of 472 amino acids. Gene Ontology annotation, biological process: leukocyte tethering or rolling; hemopoiesis. The record is from RefSeq and is a predicted model, not a curated record. Gene Ontology annotation, cellular component: plasma membrane. The transcript has 2 exons.
ACGCGGAGUCUGUCACACCUGUCACACCUGUCACGCGCAGCGUCGAAGCGGCUACAGAGGGCGUGAGCUUCCCUCAGCUUCCCUCAGGAACAGGUGAGGAGACUGCGGACUAUUUCAGAGUAAAAAGUGUUACUGUAGAAACCCCCAUCCCCCUCACUUAAAGUGUUGGAAAGAAAUGCUGUAAAGAUAAGAUCCCCUCAGAAAUUAUCCAAUUAAAUGUUUCUCCGUUUAAAAAAUAUUAUAAAAUCGCAGUAAACGCUAACUUGUCACGUCCCGAGACGUAGGGGAGUUGAGUACGGAAGCAGGUGCAGGAAAACACGUAUUUAUUAAAAGAGACAAAGGCAGACAAAUCCAAACCGUAAUCCAAAAACGUAGUCAAGACAGGCAAAGGGUCGGGAGAUCGGCAAACAGGCAUAAACGGGGCAAAGCAGGAAUCAGAGUCGCGGUCACAGAAGACAAGGUCAAGACACAAAAUAAGAAACAUGAACUAUGACUAUGAACUGGGAGCGGAAAAACCAGCGUGGACUAAAUGAAUUAAUCUAACGUCAAACUAACUAUUUAACUAUAUCUAUCAAGGAACAUUAAACUAAUCUAAUGUAAUACUCCGCGCCGUGUACUGGGAGGCGUGCGGUAUAUAAGCAAAUAUAAUCAUCGUUAAGUGUUGACGGGUGACACCGAUCUAGACACACGCUCGAACAACAGCCAAUGACAGAACAGGGAGGAGACAGAACAGAAACAUAACAAAUGCACGUGUUCAUGGUAAACAAUGUCAUGGUUGUCAACAUUCGAAGAGCAGGCGCUUGCGCAUCUUGCUCGUGCACGCACGCGCCCUCAUGCUCUCCAGUGCGCUGCCUAAAGGGGAAACCGUGACACAACCCCCCCAAGGUCGCUCCUCCCGGAGCGCCAUGAACAUCCAUCUCCAUUGGCGGUCACGGCCCCCUGGCCAAAAUGUCCCCAGCUGAAGCAGGAGAAUGUGCGCCGUGCUCAGCGGAACAAAAAAGCAGAUCGGCGUGCUCAGCGGAACAAAAAAGCGGAUCGGCGUCCUCAGCGGAACAAAAAAGCGGAUCGACGUCCUCAGCGGAACAGAACAGCGGGGCGACGUCCUCAGCGGAGCAGGAGAGCAGCGCGACGUCCUCAGCGGAGCAGGAGAGCAGCGCGACGUCCUCAGCGGAGCAGGAGAGCAGAGCGACGUCCUCAGCGGAGCAGGAGAGCAGCGCGACGUCCUCAGCGGAGCAGGAGAGCAGCGCGACGUCCUCAGCGGAGCAGGAGAGCAACGCGACGUCCUCAGCGGAGCAGGAGAGCAGAGCGACGUCCUCAGCGGAGCAGGAGAGCAGAGCGACGUCCUCAGCGGAGCAGGAGAGCAACGCGACGUCCUCAUCGGAGCAGGAGAGCGGAGCGACGUCCUCAUCGGAGCAGGAGAGCGGAGCGACGUCCUCAUCGGAGCAGGAGAGCGACGCGACGUCCUCAUCGGAGCAGGAGAGCGACGCGACGUCCUCAUCGGAGCAGGAGAGCGGCGCGACGUCCUCAUCGGAACAGGAGAGCGGAGCGACGUCCUCAUCGGAACAGGAAAGCGGAGCGACGUCCUCAGCAAGGCAGGUAAGCGGAGCGACGUCCUCAGCGGAGCAGGUAAGCAGAGCGACGUCCUCAGCGGAGCAGGUAAGCAGAGCGACGUCCUCAGCGGAGCAGGAAAGCAGAGCGACGUCCUCAUCGGAACAGGAAAGCAGAGUGACGUCCUCAGCAAGGCAGGUAAGCAGAGCGACAUCCUCAGCAAGGCAGGUAAGCAGAGCGACGUCCUCAGCAGAGCAGGUAAGCAGAGCGACGUCCUCAGCGGAGCAGGUAAGCAGAGCAACGUCCUCAGCGGAGCAGGAAAGCAGAGCGACGUCCUCAGCGGAGCAGGAAAGCAGAGCGACGUCCUUAGCGGAGCAGGAAAGCAGAGCGACGUCCUCAGCGGAGCAGGAAAGCAGAGAGACGUUCUCAGUGGACUCUACAGGCUGAACUUGGUUGGCUGUGUCAGCAGAUUAGGGCAUGAGCAGGACUUGGUUGGUCGUAUCUACAGACUCUGGCAUGAGCAUAACUUGGUUGGUCAUGUCAGCAGACUUGGACGUGAGCAGAGCUUGGUUGUCCGUGUCAACAGACUCAGUUGUGAGCAGAACUUGGUUAUCUGUGUCAACAGACUCGGUCAUGAGCAGAACUUGGUUAUCCGUGUCAACAGACUCAGUUGUGAGGGGAACUUGGUCGUCCAUGUCGUCGGUGUCAAGCGUGACCAGAACCUGGUGGUCUGUAUCAGCAGACUCCGGUGUGAUCAGAGCUUGAUUGUUCACUUGAUUGUUGAUCAUUUUAUUGUUGGAGAAGUAAUGUUUUGUACCGACUCAGUAACGCAGGAAACGUAAAAUAAACUAGAAUGAUCUAGAUGUAGAUCAAUAAUCUAGAUCAAUCUAGAACAAAAUCUCUACCAACAGAAAAUAGUUUGCUUAAGAUUUCUACUCAGUACUGUAAGCCUCUAUUCUGCUCACUGUUUUAACUAGAAUUGUAGUUUAUAAUCAUUUUUAUUUAACUUAAUUUAAAGUGUUUUUCCCCCACAAGAUGAUUAUAACACAGCAAACUACAAAAAUAGAAAAGGCUACAUCAAGAAGCCCAUGAACGCCUACAUGGUUUGGGUGAGGACACAGUGGUCUAUCUUGUGCAAGGCCAACCCGAAUGCCAGCUUUGCAGAGAUCGGCAUGCU